AUGGCUUCACGUCGCAACAGUCUUUCGCCUCCGGAGCGUCAGGGCACAGUCGACCCAGGUGCUCAUGAACUAGGUAUUAUUCCCUCCGUUCCCUCCGCUGCGCCCCGCAUUAGACUAACACCCACUCCAGCAGAGGCAUCCGACUCCGAGGAGCACUACUCGGACGCCCAGUCCGUGCCCAUGUCCCCCUCCCGAGCGUCGCCCAUCCCGAAGACCAGAGUCGAAAAGGUCGACGAUAAGCCGGCGUAUGGGGAAGUCCCAGGUACGCAGGCCUAUCGCUUGAGGGAAGGCGAUGCGGAACCGGAUGAGAUAGCCAUCAUUCCCGACCCCAAAAACCCCCAAGAACCCGAGCCCGAGCACACAUCGCCGUCACCUACACCCGGUGGGCACCCCAUCCCAAAAACAGUGGUAGAGGAGACACCGGAUGUUGAGGGCUCAGUGACACAUGCAGAGAACAGGCAGAGGCGUAUGUCGGAUGCACACCCAGACCUGGUGGUCAAGGCCGACGGAAAGGUGGAAGCUGGUGGAGCAGCAAAUGCAUCGUCUCUGAAUACUCCUACCACAUCGGCACGCACGAGGAGGAAAUCUUCGCUUGCCUUAAAACGGUCCCCAUUAAGCCCCGGCCUCCCAGGGGAUGAAAACGCCGUGGAUGGGGAUGAAGAGGAUGACGAUUUCGGGGAUGACUUUGACGAUUUCGAAGAGGGCGGCGAAGACGGCGAUUUCGACGACGACUUCGACGACGGCUUCCAAACCCCCGCACAACAACCACCACCACAACCACCCCCAUCCGCUCCGUCCGCUCCAUCCCUUUCUUUCCCAAUCCCCACCUUCGAAGACCUGACCCCCUCCGAAAUAACCACCCUCACCGAGCCCUACCUAACCGCGCUCUUCCCACCCCCCACCUCCUCACCAUCACCUCCCCUCCCCACCCCCUCCGCCAAAGAAAACCCCAUCUUCCUCACCCCGCGCUCCGCCUCCCUCUGGUCGCAGCUCGUCGCCCCGCCCCCGCUCCAACCCCCGGACUGGAUCCGCUCCCGCAUCCGGCGGCUCUUCCUCGUCUCGCUGGGCGUGCCCGUCGACCUGGACGAGAUCCUGCCCGCGUCCUCCAAGCAGAAGAAGCUCGUGCUGCCGUCGCUGCACCGCACCAGUUCGUCGGGCUCGCUCAAGAGCCGCGCGUCGAGCGAUUCGCGCGCCAAGACGGCGGCGGCGAGGGGGGCUGCGGCGGGUAAUGGUGCUGGGGGGGAUGGGAGGAAGGAUUCGGGGGUGAGCUCUCCGGCGGGUGGUGGUAGUGGGGAGGGGGGGACAGGCGAGUGUGUCUCUCUACAGAGUGAGAAGGCGGAUGGGGGUUGGUGUUGUUGGUGGAGGGGGGAGGGCCAAUUUCCCGAAGCGAGCUUUGAUUUGGUUUCUGCGCGGCAAGUGUGUAUGUUGACGGAUGCGGCGCUGGGGGGAAUGACGGAUGGGGAGUUGCGGGCGCAUAUUGGGAGGCUGGAGGCGAUGCAAGGGACGGCGCAGGGGGUGUUGACAUAUUGGCAGAAGAGGACGGAUGAGAAGAUUGGGGAUCGGGAGGCGUUCGAGGGAGUUAUUGAGAAUCUGGUCAAGCAUGCGAAGAAAAUGAGGAAGUAA
Messenger RNA from Chaetomium globosum CBS 148.51, 1623 nucleotides. RefSeq lists its product as uncharacterized. The transcript is spliced from 3 exons. The record is from RefSeq and is a predicted model, not a curated record. Lineage: Eukaryota; Fungi; Ascomycota; Sordariomycetes; Sordariales; Chaetomiaceae. The coding region runs from base 1 to 1623 and encodes 540 amino acids.